Molecule: messenger RNA, 2914 nt
Organism: Orycteropus afer afer
Lineage: Eukaryota; Metazoa; Chordata; Mammalia; Tubulidentata; Orycteropodidae
Gene: TTC27
Product: tetratricopeptide repeat domain 27
Molecular function (GO): protein binding
Source: RefSeq, a predicted model, not a curated record
CCACCAGGCUCCUUUCUCAAGCGCGCGUUCGUCUCCCGGUCGGAAGUCAGAACUGAGUGUUUGUGUUUUUUCCCAGGGUGCCCCGCGCUGCUGUCAUGGCUGCCUCCUUGUGCUGGUAUCCACACAUGGGUUUUUAGGGCUGUGGAUGAAUUCACAGUAAAUGUGGCCUCUAGACUUGGCGUCUUUGCACCCUACUCCUUUCAUUUUCUUUUGUUGACUUCUAAGUGACCCUCGUAGGAGCACGUCUUGGUUGUAGCGAUGUCCGGGGAGAUGUGGAUCCCGGAACUGGCAAUUCUGCGGGGCUUCUCCACUGAGGCUGAUCAGCUGCAAUGGAAACAGGAAGGCGUCGUCGGCUCAGAGAGUGGAUUUUUCCUAAAAUUGCUGCUAGAAGGGAACAAUGAGGCUGUAUUCUUAAAUUCAUUAACUCAAAAUAUCUUUGAGUCAACAAUGAUGGCCGAAGAAAAGAUUGACAACUACCUGGAAAAGCGAAUAAUAACAUUCCUGGAUUAUUCAACAGAUUUGGAGAAAAGUGAAAGGCAGCAGUUGAUAUUUCUUCUUGGUGUGAACAGUUUGCAGCUUUUUGUUCAGAGUAACUGGACAGGGCCUCCUGUUGACUUACAGCCUCAGGAUUUUUUGCCAUCUGUUUUGUUCCAGCAGUUCAAUGAGGCCAAAGAAUUGGAUGCAAUUGUUCUGAGUCUGCUUACCCUAGAUGCUGAAUCAAUCUACAGCUUGACUUCGAAGCCUAUUCUGCUGUUAUUAGCCCGAGUUAUCCUAGUGAAUAUAGGACAUAAACUUACAGCUAUUCGGAGUUUACCGUGGUGGGCUUUGAGAUGUGUGAAUAUUCAUCAGCAGUUGCUCGAGGGGUGCUCACCUCAGCUUUUUGCUCUUGCUGAAUCCUGUAUUGAUCAAGUGAUGAAACUAGAGAAUCUGUUUGGAGAUGACUCAGGUCAAUACCUUGCUAUUCAGUUCCAUCUGGAAUGUGCAUAUAUAUUUUUAUAUUAUUAUGAGUAUCAAAAAUCAAAAGAUCAUUUCAGUGUUGCUAAGAACAUUAGCAAAUUACAAAUUGAUUUAACAGGUGCUUUGGGCAAAAGGACACGGUUUCAGGAAAAUUAUGUGGCACAACUUAUUCUAGAUGUAAGACGGGAAGGGGAUGUUUUUCCAGCUUGUGGAUUAAGUCCAGCACCCACACCUCAGGAACAAUUAACCAAGAAUCUUGAACUCAAUGAUGAUACUAUUCUGAAUGAGAUACAAUUAGCAGAUUGUGAACAAUUUCAGAUGCCUGACCUGUGUGCCGAAGAGCUUGCUGUCAUACUUGGAGUUUGCACAAAUUUACAAAAGAAUAAUCCAGUUCAUAAGUUAACUGAAGAGGAGCUGCUGGCAUUUACAUCAUGUUUGCUGUCACAACCAAAGUUCUGGGCCAUUCAGACAUCAGCUUUGAUCCUCCGGACAAAACUUGAGAGAGGAAGCACACGUCGAGUGGAACGGGCAGUGAAGCAGACACAGGCUCUUGCAGACCAAUUUGAAGAUAAGACUACAUCUGUAUUGGAACGUCUGAAGAUUUUCUAUUGCUGUCAAGUACCACCUCAUUGGGCCAUUCAGCGCCAACUUGGAAGGUUACUGUUUGAGUUGGGAUGUACCAGUUCAGCCCUUCAGAUAUAUGAGAAGCUGGAAAUGUGGGAAGAUGUUGUCAUUUGUUUUGAAAAAGUUGGGCAGCAUGGUAAGGCAGAAGAAAUCCUUAGGCAAGAGCUGGAGAAAAAAGAAACACCAAGUUUAUAUUGCUUGCUUGGAGAUGUCCUUCAAGAGCACUCCUACUAUGACAAGGCCUGGGAGUUGUCCCAGCAUCGCAGUGCUCGGGCUCAACGCUCCAAAGGCCUCCUUCAUCUUCGAAACAAGGAGUUUAAAGACUGUGUGGAGUGCUUUGAACACUCAGUGAAGAUUAAUCCCAUGCAGCUCGGAGUAUGGUUUUCUCUGGGCUGUGCCUACCUGGCCCUGGAAGACUAUGGAGGUUCAGCAAAGGCAUUUCAGCGUUGUGUGAUUCUAGAACCCGAUAAUGCUGAAGCUUGGAACAACUUAUCCACUUCCUAUAUCAGAUUAAAACAGAAAGUAAAAGCUUUUAGAACUUUACAAGAAGCUCUCAAGUGUAACUAUGAACACUGGCAGAUCUGGGAAAACUACAUCCUCACUAGCACAGAUGUUGGGGAGUUCUCAGAAGCCAUUAAAGCAUACCACCGGCUCUUGGACUUACGGGACAAAUACAAAGAUGUUCAGGUCCUUAAAAUUCUGGUCAGGGCAGUGAUUGAUGGAGUGACUGAUCGGAGUGGAGAUGUUGCAACUGGCCUCAAAGAAAAGCUGCAGGAGUUACUUGGCAGAGUAACUUCAAGAGUGACAAACGAUGGCGAAAUCUGGAGGCUAUAUGCCCAACUGUAUGGAAAUGGACAGAGUGAAAAGCCAGAUGAAAAUGAAAAGGCAUUCCACUAUCUCUCGAAGGCAUACAAAUGUGACACACGGUCCAGUUGUUGGGAGAAAGACAUGACGUCAUUUAAGGAAGUGGUUCAGAGAGCCUUAGGACUUGCACAUGUGGCUAUAAAAUGCAGUAAAAACAAAUCUAGUCCCCACGAGGCUGUACAAGUGCUUUCAUCCAUUCGACUCAAUUUACGGGGCUUGUUAUCUAAAGCAAAGCAACUUUUUAUGGACAUGGCAAGUGGAGAAAUUUCCAGUGAGUUAGCUGAUGAGAUAGCAGCUAUGGACACCCUAGUAGUAGAGCUCCAAGACCUAAGCAACCAGUUUCGAAACCAGUAUUGACCGUGUUAGAAGCAGUUCCUGGAGAAGCUGCAUUUACCUUCCGGAAUUUCUCAUACCUGUAUAUCUGAAACAUGAGAUUUCAUUGUUUUAAAUAAAGUUCUGUUUUAUGGCU